This is a messenger RNA of Misgurnus anguillicaudatus (oriental weatherfish), 3185 nucleotides long. NCBI's taxonomy places the organism in Eukaryota, Metazoa, Chordata, Actinopteri, Cypriniformes, Cobitidae. The record is from RefSeq and is a predicted model, not a curated record.
ACCACGCCCCCUCACCAUUCAUUUCUAUGGCAGACCUCACAGUUAAAAACCAGCAAUCUGUCCCCAUGUAACCACUCACACACUAUACAGGACUGAAGAACACACUGCGCUUGAAUUGAAUCAAACACAUAAAUAGGCAGAAUGAGCAGCACUGCAAAGUUUCUUGCUAAAAGACAGAAUAGAGAAAAAGGUAUUGGAACAAACAAGAAACCGAUACCAUUCCACAAGCAGGACUAUCAGAGUCUGAAACGUCAAUGUUUGGAGAGAAAAACAUUGUUUUGUGAUCCGACCUUCCCUGCGGCUCCUGGGUCUCUGGGCUACAAGGAACUGGGACCAAAUUCCCAGAAGGCACAAGGAGUGGAGUGGAAAAGACCAAAGGAGCUGUGUGCAAACCCUCAGUUUAUUGUGGAUGGCGCCAAGCGGACUGACAUCUGCCAAGGGGCUUUAGGUGACUGUUGGCUUCUGGCAGCCAUUGCCUCUUUGACUCUAAACCACGAUGUUUUGGAGCGUGUAGUCCCGCCUGGUCAGAGCUUUUCGGACGGUUACGCCGGCAUCUUUCACUUUCAGUUCUGGCAGUAUGGUGAAUGGGUGGAUGUUGUCGUUGAUGAUCGUCUGCCUACCAGACAUGGACGGCUGCUGUUUGUUCAGUCAGCAGAGCGUUCAGAGUUCUGGAGCGCCCUGCUGGAGAAGGCCUAUGCAAAGCUCAACGGCUCGUAUGAAGCUCUGGAUGGUGGCCUCAGCAUUGAGGGUUUUAAGGACUUUACGGGAGGUAUUGCUGAGCACUAUGAGCUGAGUAAAGCCCCUCCACAUCUGUUUAAGAUCAUUCAGAAAGCACUUGGGUUGGGCUCCCUGCUUGCCUGCUCCAUUGAUGCUACCAGUGCAAAUCAAAUAGAGGCAGAGACUAGCCUAAAGCUGGUAAAAGGACAUGCAUACUCUGUCACUGGUGCAGAGGAGGUUAACUACCUGGGGCGUCCGGUGCAGCUGGUGCGUCUAAGGAACCCGUGGGGUCGGAUUGAGUGGACGGGUGCAUGGAGUGAUAACUCCAGUGAGUGGAAAAAUGUCCGACCGGAGGUGAAAUCUAAACUGAAUUAUUCAGCUGAGGAUGGAGAAUUCUGGAUUGCAUAUUCAGACUUUGUACGGCAUUUCUCAAGGCUGGAGAUUUGUAAUCUGACUCCAGACACUUUGACCAGUGAUAAGGUGAGGCACUGGAAUUACUGCCAGUUUGACGGCAACUGGAGACCAGGAUCCACCGCAGGAGGCUGCAUUAACAAUAGAGCAACGUUCUCCUCAAACCCUCAGUUUGUGAUCAAGCUUGAGGAUGUUGAUGAUGACCCUUAUGAUGGAGAAGAUGGUUGCACUUUGCUGGUGGGACUGAUGCAGAAAGAUGGGCGCAAAGAUAGACGCAUUGGACGAGCCCUGAAUACCAUUGGUUUUGCCAUCUAUGAGGUUCCAGAUGAGUACAAGGGUCGCAGUAAUGUUCAUCUUGGCUCGGAUGUGCUGCUGCGUAGAAGUCCGCUUCCAGGCAGCAACAAGUUCAUCAGCAUGCGAGAGAUAAGCGGGCGCUUUAAGUUGCCUCCUGGAGAAUAUGUCAUCAUUCCCUCCACUUUUGAGCCCAAUCGCCAAGGAAGUUUUAUACUGCGUGUGUUUACAGAGAAAAAGGCGGCUGCCAGCCCAAUGGAUGUUAAUAUCACUGCAAAUAUUAAAAAGGAUCGCAUAACUGACAAUGAUGUGGACACAAAUUAUAAACAGCUUUUUGUGCAGUUUGCUGGAAAUGACUCAGAGGUGUCUGUGAAGGAGCUACAGCAGAUGCUGAACAACUUUGUCUCUAAAAGAACUGAUAUCAAGUCUGAUGGUUUCAGUAGAGAAACAUGUUAUCAUAUUAUCGACCUGCUAGACAAAAAUGGCAGUGGCAAACUUGGCCUGAUGGAGUUUCACAAACUGUGGAUAAAGAUCCAGAGAUAUUUGGAAAUUUUUAAGAAGCACGACACAGACAAGUCAGGCACUAUGAAUUCCUAUGAGAUGAGAGAUGCACUAAAAGAUGCAGGGUUUCAAGUGAACGGUGAAGUACUUCAGGUGACAAUCUCACAUUAUGGCAAUAAGCAGCAAGCCAUUGACUUUGAUAACUUUGUGGGCUGCCUGAUCCACUUGGAGAUGCUCUUCAAAACAUUUCAAUUAUUCGAUAAUAACACCGGGAAAAUCGAGCUGGAUAUCCUGCAGUGGCUUUGCUUGAGCCUCAAUUAAAAAUCCACAAAUUUCCUGCAAAAACAGAAGAAUUCCCAUCCAGGACAUAGAUGGUAAUGGAGUAAAAUCAGCCCAAGUGUGUUAUAAUUUUGUUAAUGGUGAUGAAUCUAAAAAUCUGAGUUUUGAGUAUUAAUUUUUUACUACAUUUUUUUUAUUACAACAUUUCUUUCAUUAUAAAUUUCUUUUUCUUACCAAUAAUUAUAUUUACUAACAUUGGUAACAUUUUGCAACAAUGAACUAACAAUAAAUGAUACUUCUACAGCAUUUAUUAAUCUAAGUUCAUGUUAAUUUCAGUAUUACAUUUUUUUUAAAUGAUUGUUAAACUGUAAACUGUUCACAUUGGUUAAUGCACAAUUAAUUAACAUGAACAAUUGUAUUAUCAUUAAAGGAACAGUAUGUAGGAUUGUGGCCAAAACUGGUACUGCAAUCACACAACUGGUGGCCAAUACACAACAUGACAAUAUAAACAUCAGUUGAGGGCUGCAACUUCACUUUUUAAAUGAUAAUAUCCUGGCCGGACCACUGUUGUCAGUGAUAUAAGUAUUUGAAAUGAAAAUGAUUUCUUAAUGUCUAGUGACAUAUUAGGGCCAUUUUAUGAUUAAUUGAUAUACAUUUCUUACAUACUGUUCCUUUAACUAACAUUAACAAAGAUGUAAAGUGUAAGCCUAACAUUUACUAUUUUUAUAUAUAUUCAUUCAUUCUAUCAUUUAUUCUUUUUCUUAUUUUUAUUACUGUUUAAUCUUCUGUCGGGUGCUGUAUUGUCUUCACAGGUACAGAUAAGGGAAUGUCUUGGGAAGUUUUGAAAGUACAAAGUGUCUACUAUCUUUGCUUGGUAUAAUAACACCUGUUGAAUCGGUUUAUAUUCAGAUAAAUUUAGACUUAGUAUUGAAAUACAACUACCUGCAAAGUGAUUCAAUAAACUCUCUGCUUAUUUUAUGCUAUCA